GCUUUCAUUGGCUUGAGUGUGCACGUCGAACUUGGUAAUGGUUCCUCAUUGGAAGGAACUGUGUCUCAUAUCGAUUCUCACACACAACUGUUAACUCUAAAAAAUGUAAAGCUUUACAACAACGGUCGCUUCCAACAACUCGCUAUAUAUGGGGUAGCUGGCACGGAAAUUAAAGAUCUCCAAAUAAUUGCUUCGAAUCAAUUAAACCAGUCAAAUAUCUCUCAACAGCAGCGACAAGUGCAACCUCCUUAUAAUAAUGCAAAAAACCUGGAACCUGUUAAACUACCUUCAACAAACUCCAUCUCUGCUACAAAUAAUUCUACAAAAUAUUAA
Ambispora leptoticha is the source of this 333-nucleotide messenger RNA. NCBI's taxonomy places the organism in Eukaryota, Fungi, Glomeromycota, Glomeromycetes, Archaeosporales, Ambisporaceae. The record is from the annotation of a GenBank genome assembly.